Uranotaenia lowii is the source of this 2586-nucleotide messenger RNA. RefSeq lists its product as uncharacterized. Bases 1 to 2586 code for a protein of 861 amino acids. Gene Ontology annotation, molecular function: nucleic acid binding. Gene Ontology annotation, biological process: DNA integration. The transcript has a single exon. Lineage: Eukaryota; Metazoa; Arthropoda; Insecta; Diptera; Culicidae. The record is from RefSeq and is a predicted model, not a curated record.
AUGAUAGAAACCUGCAAGCAACUAAUGGGAAUGUUGAAGUCGGCUGGUUUUGUUCUGCGAAAGUGGGCGUCAAACUACAAAACAGUUCUCAGCGGCGUUCCGGAAGAGUUCUGGGAGACAUCAACAGAACUAGAGCUCGAUCGUUCUCAAGCAGUCAAAACCUUGGGUUUGUUAUGGUUUCCCCAGGAGGAUGUCUUCAAAUUCAAGAUCCCUGCUCUCUCAGAACUUGAUAUUGUUACCAAGCGUAUUGUGGUUUCUGAGAUGUCUCAGCUGUUCGAUCCCCUUGGACUUUUGGGGCCUGUAGUCGUCAACGCGAAGAUGUUCGUUCAAACCCUCUGGGAGGCGGAUCUAUCGUGGGAUUCUGAGCUUGCAGAAGAGUCGGCACUAUGGUGGAGGAAAUAUCGUAGCGACAUUAAGGAGCUGUCAUCGUUACAAAUCCCUCGAAGAGUUUUGCGGAACACACUACAACAAUACACGAUCCACUGUUUUUGUGAUGCGUCGCAGAAAGGUUACGGUUGCUGCGUCUACAUUGUAUCAUCUGACGAACAAGGCCAACUGCACUCGCAUCUUCUCACAUCAAAAUCUCGUGUCGCUCCGCUUCGUGGUCAAUCUAUUCCUCGCUUGGAGCUGUGCGCAGCUCUUCUUGGCAGCCAAUUGAUUCACAAUCUGCUAACGAACACAAGAAUCACCGGAUCAGUAACAUUUUGGGCGGAUUCAACAGUUGUUCUUCACUGGAUCAAUUCCCGAUCUAACUGUUGGAAAGUUUUCGUCUCCAAUCGAGUUGCAGAGAUUCAACGUCUAACAAAGGGUUCCCAAUGGAGGCACAUAUCGACGGAAUUGAACCCUGCGGAUCGUAUUUCCCGAGGAAUGCUCGCAAGCCAGAUCCUGCACGACAAACUGUGGUGGCAUGGUCCAGAAUUUCUUUCCUCCCCCGUCGAAAUGUGGCCGGAAGGCGUUGUAUCGAUACCAUUUAAACCCGAACUGGAAGUGGAAAUGCGUCCAAUGGUUUCUCUUCACGCAAUAGAAGAAAACUUCAACAUCUUCACUCGAUUUUCGGAGCUAGCAAAGUUAUUACGAGUCGUUUCCUACUGUUAUCGCUUUCGAAAAAACUGCAAACUUCCGGAAAAUGAGCGUAUUCCAUCAUCCUUGUCGCCUGAAGAAGUAGACAUUACACUCAAGUCCCUCAUUCGAAUUGCACAGCACCAGGAAUUUCCCACGGAAGUCCGUUUGCAUAGCCACACCAAGUCUGGCAAUGCUGUCUCACUCGCCUCGAAAUCGCCACUCAAAAAUCUGAAUAUUAUGAUGGAUGAAUUCGGACUUCUUCGGAUUGAUGGACGUUUAAAAAAUUUGAAUGCACCGUUCGAUACUCGACAUCCAAUUUUGUUGCCGGCAAAUCAUCAACUGAGCUUGUUGAUUGCUAGAUCGAUUCAUCUGCAGACACUUCAUGGAGGACCUUCACUUCUCCUUGCAACAAUUCGCCAACGUUUUUGGCCACUACUGGGUCGAGAGUUAGCUCGGAAGAUUGUACGCCAGUGCGUAAUCUGCUUCAGGUGCAAUCCUACAACUACAAACCAAAUCAUGGCACCUCUACCAUCAGUACGCCUAAAACCAGCCCGAGCUUUUACCUAUUCAGGAAUGGACUACUGUGGGCCGUUUUUCGUUCGUCCGCUGUUUGGGAAAGGUGCGUCGGUUAAAGUUUACGUUGCGUUGUUCGUCUGCUUGGUGGUGAAGGCCGUGCAUCUCGAAGUCGUCGCUGACUUGUUGACCGUCGCGUGCAUCAACGCCGUCAAACGUUUUGUCGCCAGUCGUGGCCGCGUUCUCGAAUUGCACUGCGACAAUGCAACCGCUUUCGUCGGGGCGGAUCGCGAAUUGCGUCGACUUCGGAAGGAGUUCCAGCAACAAUUCAAGUCGAAGGAAUGGGGCGAAUUCUGCGCAGGACACGGCAUCAUCUUUCGCUUCAUCCCAGCCCGCUCACCACACUUUGGUGGCCUCUGGGAAGCCGGAGUGAAGUUCUUUAAGUAUCAUUUUCGUCGCAUAAUGGGACAAAAGGCUUUUUCAAUGGACCAACUCCUGACCAUCGUUGCACAGAUUGAAUCUGUAUUGAACUCUCGCCCACUCAUUCCUUUAACCGACACUCCGGACGACCUCUCAUCGCUUACUCCUGGUCACUUCCUCAUUGGAGAACCGCUCGUCUCAAUUCCCGAGCCCGACCUUCUUCAUCUGUCGCCUAGUCGAAUCACCCGUUUGCAGGACAUGCAACGUUCGGUUCAAGAUCUGUGGCGCUCCUGGUCGAGGGAUUAUGUAAGCCAGCUUCAUCAACGCAGUAAGUGGAGACGCCAAACUUCGGACGUUCAACAAGGUCAACUGGUAUUACUGAAGCUCGACAACUACCCUCCACUUCAAUGGCCUCUUGGUCGAAUCAUCCAAACCAUCACCGGUUCCGACGGACGAGUACGCGUUGUGGUGGUCAAAACAGCGUCUGGCGAAUACAAGCGAGCGAUCACGGAGGUCGCAGUCCUACCAAUUGAGACCAGCAACGGCGAGGGGCCAUCAGCAUUAACAUCGAUCAACGACGUGGUCUGUUGA